GAAAUUUGGCAAGUAACCACUGCAUAACUCUUCAUAUGAUCUUUCAAACUAUUUGUUCCCUUGUACAUACUACACCCAAAGUAGUCAUUAUACAAUUACUUUAAAAAAAUAAACAUUUUUAUCCUUUCAGUUUGGCCUGUAUAUGAUGAACUACAAAGCAAAUCGUUUAUCAUUCUUGUAACAGAACAGCAUCGUAAUGUAUUUGCUAAAUGCAUUUUGCCAAGCAAUCAGUUCAAAACAUUUUAGCUGCUUUUUGCUUAUAGCACUACACGGCACUCCUGCAGGAGAUUUUAAAUCCACACAAGAACAGAACGGUUUGGAUAAAGAUCUAUCAGCAGACGGAAGGCCUCUUGUUGGAAACCGGCUCCGUGGGCUGACUGGCGUUUUUGUUCUAACUAUUUUUGUGGAUGAGUCAUCCAGGCCUCUGAGCGAACAGCUUCCUCGACGGCUACGGUCUUACAACUUUUCUGGGACGGAGGAUCGGAGUGACGGGAUUACCAGGACAAGAAUGAGCAGAGCAGAUCUAUCUGGGCUGUCGUAUUGAAAAUGGUUUUUCUAUGUGGAGUGCUGUACAGACGUGAACAGAUUAUUGUGGGUACAUAAUCUUUAGGAUCAUGUACUUUAUUUAUAAGUACAUUAUUUCAGAAUAUCUUAACUAUUGAAAACAAUGGCGACCUUUCAUCUGUGGAAGUUAUCUUCGCAAAAACUUGGGUUUUUUUUGGUGGCAUUUGGAUUCAUAUGGGGAAUGAUGCUUCUGCACUUUACAAUCCAACAACGGACACAACAUGAAAGCAGUGCUAUGCUUCGUGAACAGAUCCUGGACCUUAGUAAGCGAUAUAUCAAAGCAUUGGCAGAAGAAAACCAAAAUGUAGCAGAUGGACCCUACGUUGGCACAAUGACUGCAUAUGAUUUGAAGAAGACAUUGGCUGUUCUCCUUGACAACAUUUUGCAGCGACUUGGAAAAUUGGAGUCCAAAGUGGACAACUUGAUGAUUUCAAAUGGGACAGGAAUAAACUCCACAAAUGUUACUGCUACAGUGAUCCCCAGCUCUGGUACUGUAGAGAAAGUUAAUGUAGCAGAUCUAAUUAAUGGUGCUCAGGAGCAGUGUGAAUUGCCUCCUAUGGAUGGCUUCCCUCAUUGUGAGAGCAAAUUGAAGUGGAUGAAAACUAUGUGGCGAUCAGAUUCCUGCUAUGCCAGCUAUGGUGUGGAUGGGUCCAUAUGCUCAUUUUUUAUUUACCUCAGUGAGGUUGAAAACUGGUGUCCUCCUCUGCCAUGGAGAGCAAAGAGUCCUCGGGAAGAGACCGACCAACAAACUGUGGCUGAAAUUCGAACAGAUUUUAAUUACCUCUUUAAAAUUAUGUCUGCACACGAUGAAUUUCGAUGGAUGCGAUUGAGGAUAAAUCGAAUGGCAAGUGCUUGGAUUGAGGCUGUAAAAUCACUUGCGGAGAAACAAAAUCUAGAAAACAAACGUAAAAAGAUUCUUAUUCAUCUUGGACUUUUAACAAAGGAAUCGGGAUUUAAGAUAGCGGAGAAUGCUUUCAGUGGUGGCCCCCUUGGUGAAUUAGUGCAAUGGAGUGAUUUGAUUACAACUCUUUACCUAUUGGGCCAUGACAUUCGGAUUUCUGCUUCAUUGGCUGAAUUAAAAGAGAUAAUGAAGAAAGUGAUGGGUAACAGAUCAGGUUGCCCAACUCGUGGUGAUAAAGUAGUAGAACUAAUCUAUAUCGACAUUGUUGGUUUAACACAAUUUAAAAAGACACUUGGUCCAUCCUGGGUUCAUUAUCAGUGUAUGCUGAGAGUGCUGGAUUCAUUUGGUACAGAGCCAGAAUUUAAUAGUGCUCAAUAUGCUCAGUCUAAGGGUCACAAGACACCAUGGGGUAAAUGGAACCUUAACCCACAACAGUUCUACACCAUGUUUCCUCAUACACCAGACAACAGUUUCCUAGGAUUUGUGGUUGAACAACAUCUCAAUGCCAGUGAUAUUAGUCAUCCGGAUGAUAUUAAAAGACAAAAUCAGUCCUUGGUAUAUGGCAAAGUGGAUCACUUUUGGAAGGAUAAAAGAUCUUACUUGGAUAUAAUUCACACAUACACGGAAGUCCAUGGCACAGUUCACGGAACAAGCACAGUCCACAUUCCUAAUUACGUGAAAAACCAUGGGAUACUUAGUGGACGUGACCUUCAGCUCCUGCUACGAGAAACUAAGUUGUUUGUUGGUCUUGGUUUUCCAUAUGAAGGUCCAGCUCCUCUGGAAGCCAUUGCAAAUGGAUGUGCAUUCCUAAAUCCACGCUUCAGUCCACCUAAAAGCAGUAAAAACACUGAAUUUUUCAAAGGCAAGCCAACUCUCAGAGAGUUGACUUCACAACAUCCAUAUGCUGAAGUAUAUAUUGGGAAACCUCACGUCUGGACUGUUAACAUUGAUGAUCCUGUAGAGGUUGAGCAUGCAGUGAAGGCUAUUCUUAAUCAGAAGAUUGACCCAUAUUUGCCGUAUGAAUUUAACUGUGAAGGAAUGUUGCAGAGAGUCAGUGCUUUCAUUGAAAAUCAGGAUUUUUGCCAUGGUCAAGUGAUGUGGCCUCCUUUAAGUGCACUCCAAGUUAAAAUUGCAUCUCCCAAGCAGUCUUGUAAGCAGAUCUGUCAAGAGAAUAAGCUCAUAUGUGAACCAUCCUUUUUUCAACAUCUGAAUAAAGACAGCGAUUUGCAAAAAUAUGGAAUUGAAUGCCAGUCAUUUGAAUCUUUAAGUGAUAUUGGUGUUCCAGCUUAUGACGAAAACAAGAAGCGCUGUUUUUUCCAGAAUGAUUUGUUGCUUUUCAGCUGUGCAGGUUCAAAUGAAAAUUUUAAGAGAAUCUGUCCAUGCAGAGACUAUAUGAAGGGACAAGUUGCCUUAUGUCAAGAAUGCUUAUAGCACUUGUUCAUCCUUACACAGUAGUUUGAACAAAAAAGGGCUGGGUUAUUAGGUCUUCAUGACGGCCAAACAUCGAUUGUUAAUUUUUGAAAGAGCCCUUCAAAAAAGACACGGGGGGGGAAAUAUUGUUUGACUCGAACAUUGGUUCACUUGAAGAGAAUAGAUAUUGACCUAGCCCAGGUGAACAUUGUUAAUUAUGAAAAAUUAUCUACCCAAUGGAAAGAACAAGUAAUGUUUUUUAAAAAGGUUUCUCAUUUAUAAAAGUCAUUUUUGACAAGGGUUGGUGUAUAGAUGUAAAUGAAAGAUGUACUACUAAAUAUUCUAAAUUCAGAAAAUAGUGUUAUCAAGUAUGAAAAGUUAUGGUGAGCUAAAUAAAAUGUAAUUAAUGAUGGAUAAUUGAGCAUGCUGUAAGGAGCUGCUUAGUAAGUUUUGGCUUACUUUUAAUUCAGGAGAAAUAAAACAAAAUCCCAACAGAAUGGCUUAGUACCAGUUCAAAGUAAUCCAACUGGAGUGUUUCAAAAUAAUCAUACCAGAUAAGAGAAUCCUGAUGGCCAUUAUUUCAGAUGUCAUUCCCUCUUAGUCAUGGCCACUACUGUCAGUUAUUUAAAGGACAAUAUGCUGAUAUUGCUGAUAGUAAUAACUUUAAAAUAUAGAAUGCUAAUUGUUUUAAAUCAUGCUUUAAGAUUUGAUUUAAGUAUUUGAAUGAUUUUUAAACAAAACUGACCUGCUGGAAUGAAACAUGGAGAGAAUUCCAGAAAGAGCAUUGUUACAUUGUGGUUAUUACUUUUAGCUUUAUUAUACAUCAUUUAAGAUGCUGGCAGUGCUUUCAACCAACUGAUCCAAAGUGUUAACUGAUCUUAAGUGGACAUAUUUCAGGCCACAAAUACGUUGGCUAAAUGGGCAUUUUAAGUAGCAACCUGCUGUUUGAGAAAUUGUUCCUAUUGUAAAUUGUACAUAAACAGCCUGGUGUAAAAUGUUUUUUUUAAAACUCCUAUAAUCAUAUCAUGUUUACCAUAAAAAUGAAGUAGAAUUUCAUAUUUGCACUUUCUUUUCGGGCUCAGGAGUAUACAUAUUUUAGGCAGUGCAUUUAAACCAUUUUAGCCAUACAAAAAAUGAGUAACACAUGUUCUUGUCACCAGAUUGUUUUGGGUAUGUUACAAAGCUUUAGUGCAAUCACAAUCAUUUCUCUCAAAUUAUUUAAUUAAAUCAAAAUGUUUGGUCAGAUGAUCUAGUCACAUUUAACCCAUUAUCAAAAAGUGGAAGAGAGAAUUAUAGCUGAAAUUUUAAUCUGCAGCAUUGCAAAAAAUCAUCUGGUUCUUUUCUCAGUUGACAGUAGUGAUAGUGGUUGGAAAUCAUUGUUGACUAGAAGAGACUAACAAAUUUCAGAACUGUUUACUGGUUAUUGAAAAUAUAAAGAUAUUAGCCUAUUGGUUGAGUUGUAGUGGUGCUGAAAAGAUGGUUUAAGCUUUCAGAACAUUUGAUAUACAAUUUGCAUAUGUUCACUUUUACUUAAUUCAACACAGAUAUGUACCCCUGAUUAUUAACCCUUAUCUGAAUGAAGUGUAAUGAAGAAUAUGUAAAUACAGAAAUGAUCAAAAAUAAGUAUGGCUUUUGGAAAAUCAGUGACAUAGAGUUAAUCAACAGCAGCUAAACCUCAUUAACAGCAGAUUUAUCCAAACAAUUUUGCACAUUUGUACAUAAAUUUUUUUUUAGGUACUCUAACUUGCUUUCUUUGCUUUGUUGUGCUUGUAAAUAUUAAAUGUUUUCUGUGGCUAUGGUGCCAUGUAAUGUAUAUUAUGUGCCUUUUAAGGGUAUUAAAGUUGCUUAUCAACUUGUAUAAAAAUACUUAAUGGCAGUCAUAAUUUAGAUUGUGCAUAGUGUUGUUAAGUGAGGAAAUGGAAGAAAAUGAUUUUCCUGUAUAUUUUCGCAAAUGGCAUAUAUUGAAAUGAGUUGUGCUUUGAAAGCUGUACUUGCAAGCAUAGAAAUUGUUUCCAGUUUUUGAUCAGCAGGAAAAAAACUUUAUUUUUCAAUAAAUCUUUUCUGUGAAGAGAAUUU
Pristis pectinata (smalltooth sawfish) is the source of this 4951-nucleotide messenger RNA. RefSeq names its product alpha-1,6-mannosylglycoprotein 6-beta-N-acetylglucosaminyltransferase (gene mgat5). Gene Ontology annotation, cellular component: Golgi apparatus. The coding region runs from base 668 to 2896 and encodes 742 amino acids. NCBI's taxonomy places the organism in Eukaryota, Metazoa, Chordata, Chondrichthyes, Rhinopristiformes, Pristidae. The record is from RefSeq and is a predicted model, not a curated record. Gene Ontology annotation, biological process: protein N-linked glycosylation. Gene Ontology annotation, molecular function: alpha-1,6-mannosylglycoprotein 6-beta-N-acetylglucosaminyltransferase activity. The transcript has 18 exons.